AUGAACGCCUGGGUGAGAAGUGCGCACCUCAGCAAUAUGGAGGGUGAGCCCCCGAGGAGAGAUCUUAAGGAAACAAGAGGUGCAGGUUGGAUCUGUCCUGUGAGGAUCUCCACCUCAAACUCUCAGGAGGUAUUGAGGCGGCAGAAUCUCGCAUGGAUUCAAUGGUGCGAGGGCCUGGGAACAAAAGACCCAGGGAGGACCUCCGU
Messenger RNA from Ilex paraguariensis (yerba mate), 206 nucleotides. NCBI's taxonomy places the organism in Eukaryota, Viridiplantae, Streptophyta, Magnoliopsida, Aquifoliales, Aquifoliaceae. The record is from the annotation of a GenBank genome assembly.